UUCCAAACCUCCAGCGAAACACAAAGAAGAAUUGGAACUUUGACUCAGUUAUUAAGGUGGACUUGGUACCAGAACCCUGACUCAGAUCUCGGGUCAGAGUUCUAAUGAAAGCCGUGAUACUCGCCGCCGGGUACGGAACCAGACUGCAGAGGGAUGUUUCCUCCGACAGCAGCGGCAGGUUCGCUCACCUGGUGGGGGUACCGAAGCCGCUGCUGCCGGUGGGUCAGUGUCCGCUGAUAACCCGCUGGAUCAGGGCUCUGAGCCGGUCCGGAACCGUGGACGGGAUCUAUGUGGUGACCAACGCUGUGUACCAGGCUGCGUUUGAAGAAUGGGCCGCACAGUUUCCAGACGUCCGGGUCCUCAGUGAUCGGACCAGAAGCAACGAAGAGCGUCUCGGCGCCGUCGCCUGCCUGCAGCUCGCUGUGAAACACUUCUACAUCCAGGACCAGGUGCUCGUCGUCGGGGGAGAUACGCUCUUCAAGGAGGACUUCAGCCUGGCUCAAGUUACAGAGAAGGUUUCUCAGCUGCAGGUGAGGCGUGAAGACAGCUGCCUGGUGCUUUCAUACCAGUGCAGGGAUGAAGAAACCCAGAAGUAUGGGAUACUGGAGGUGGACCAUGAUCUCCGCGUCCUCUGCAUGAAGGAGAAACCUCGGCCUUCAGAGACGGAGUCAAGGAGAGCAUGCCCGUGUUUCUACGUGUUCUCCAAGAGAAGUCUUCUUCUGUUGGACACUUUCCUGGAGGAAAAGAAGGACGCUCCAGUUGAAGUAAAAGACGCUCCUGGAAACUUUGUGUCCUGGCUCGUUCUGAGGAAACCGGUUUACGUUCAUGAAAUCUCUGGACGUUUUGAUGUCGGAAACCUGCAGUCUUACCUGGAAUGUGACCUUUACUUUAAGGAAAAACUUCAGGAUGACAAAUCUUACAUGAUUUAGAAGAAAUCUUUUAAUAAAAAAAGAUUUUUUUUAUGAUUCAGACAGAUCAGUCUGACUGUAAAAA
Molecule: messenger RNA, 993 nt
Organism: Girardinichthys multiradiatus
Lineage: Eukaryota; Metazoa; Chordata; Actinopteri; Cyprinodontiformes; Goodeidae
Exons: 8
Coding region: 105-929 (274 amino acids)
Biological process (GO): biosynthetic process
Source: RefSeq, a predicted model, not a curated record